AUGGCAAAUUCAUUUGAAAAUGAUUUCGACGUCAACGAUGUUGCGGACAAUGUCAUGAACAUUUUCCUUGCCUUUAAGAGAACGAAUGAGGAGGAAGAGAAAAAAAAGGAAGAAGAUGAAAGAAAAAAGAAAGAAGAUGAAAGAAAUAAAGAGAAAGAAAAGGUUCAGAAAAAGACGGAAGAAUCAUUUGAAAAUUUCUUCGAUUUGGACAAUUUUGCGGAAAAUGUUUUAAACAAUUAUCUCGCAAACAAAAACCAUGAGGAGGAUGAAGAAAAGAAUGAUAAAAAUAACAACAUUCGGAAUGAGGACAGCAAGAAAGUAAUCAAAACGACGAAUAAAUUUGAAAGCAUGAAAAAUCAAAAACUGAACAACUAUAAGAUCGUCGUGAAACGGAACCAUGGUAACAAUAGGAUGAAGCCUUUACCAAGCAAGGAAGAAAUUUUAAAAAUGACGAAAGACUACCACAAAAAACAAAACAACAACCUGGCAGUCGAUAAACGAAUAGUUACAGCGAAACUGGAAAGACAAAAAAUAUACGAAGAACAGAAGCAACUGAUGAAAAAAAUGAAUGAAGAGAAGAAUAAAAAUAUAAUGGGGAAAGUGGAGGAUGAAAAUAUAAAAGAGAUGGUUGAAGAGGAAACAAAGGAGAGAGUGAAGGACAAAAAGGAAGACGAUUUGUCACAAAACCAGCAACAGAAUCAUCAACCACAACACGAACCAACACAACUACAACAGCAACAACAGUUUCAACUACUUCAACAAGAGCAACAACAUCUUCAACAAAACAGAGUGGAGAAUAAAAAAGAAGAUAUGCCAGAAGAGUUGAAUCAUUGUAUACAGCCCACACAACAACAACCACAACACGAACCAGCACAAAUACAACAGCAACAACAGUUUCAACUACAUCAACCAGAGCAACAAGGUUUUUCGUGGUUGGAAGAUCUGCCAGACGAAUUGAAUUAUUGCAUCCAGCCAGCACAACAACAAACUCAACAACCACAACACGAACAACAAAACAAAAAAGCACAAAUACAACAACUUCAACACGAGCAACAACAGCAUCAACAAGAUAGAGUGGAGGCCGAAGAUGAAGAUUUUUCCUGGUUAGAAGAUCUGCCUGAUGCGUUGACAAAUUACGAUAUCCAGCCAGCGCAUCAACAACAACAAACUCAACAACCACUACACGAACAAUACCAUGAACAAGCACAACAACAACUUCAUCAUGAGCCACAACAACUUCAACAAGAGCCACAACAACUUCAAUUAGAGCCACAACAACUCCUACAAGAGCUACAACAACAUCAAAAACCAGGACAAGCACCUAUACAACAACAACAACUUCAACUACAGCAAGAACUUCAAUUACAGCGUCCUCAACAAUUACAAACUCCAUACGUCUCAUCACAACGAACAUUACAAUACGCAAUAACAUCCAAACCUAAACAACGCUCUCAACUGAUAACACUCAAUCUUCAACAACGACAACACCAACAACCAAUCCAAAACAUGGAAACAUCACAACAAGAAACUCCAAGCAGGAAAAACAUUCAAACUUUGAAGCGAAAAAGAACACCAAAACAAAGUUUCAAUGCCAAGCAACCGAUAAUAAACACAGAAAACAAUCUUCUGCCAGCACAACAACCAGCCCAAGACAUUUAUCAGCAACCAUCACAGCCUCAAACCACACACAACUUUAUAAGCAGCAAAAUUUUUACAAAUUCACAGCAAUUUACACAAUAUCAACAGCAAUUUCAGCACCAGCAACUUCUGCAGCUUCAACCACAGCAGCAACAGCAACGACAAUUUCCGCAACAGCAAUUUCAGCAGCAUCAGCAACAUCAAUUUCAGCAGCUUCAGCAACAGCAAUUUCAGCAGCAAUAUCUGCAGCUUCAGCAACAACAAUUUCAGCAGCUUCAGCAACCAACCCACAACAUGUACCAGCAACAAUCACUGCAAAACAUAUUUUCACAGCCACAACAAUACCAACAGCAGCUUCAGCAACCAACACAUCAGCAACAGUCACAGCAAAACAUAUAUUCACAGCCACAACAAUACCAACAGCUUCAGCAACAGCAGCUUCCGCAACAGCAACUUUUGCAACACACAUACAACAUACCUCAUACUAACCAACAACAGAGCAACAACAUUAACAAUAGCAUGAACUACUACAUCAACAACUACAACAGCAGCUAUGGCUACGAUUUCAACAGCACAGACAACAUCUACAACAAUUUCAAAUAUUGA
Messenger RNA from Helobdella robusta, 2244 nucleotides. RefSeq lists its product as hypothetical. Bases 1 to 2244 code for a protein of 747 amino acids. NCBI's taxonomy places the organism in Eukaryota, Metazoa, Annelida, Clitellata, Rhynchobdellida, Glossiphoniidae. The transcript has a single exon. The record is from RefSeq and is a predicted model, not a curated record.